GUCUAUUGGUAUCUAAUGUGUUCAAUAGUGCCAGGGUUCUGCUCGGAAUCUACUCCAAGUAGCGGAGAGAAGACCUCACAAAUGGAAUUGAACGAUUUCAAUGGAUUGCCAAUGGAAACCAUUAGCAUCAUCCAAUCCCAUUUGUGAUGGGUAAUUCUCCUACUCCUACUUUCUUGGAAGAAAUUCGUAAAGUGAUUAGGCAUCUGAGUACUCUGGAUCCAAUACUAGAUAUUAGAAUGCCUAUUUCAAUGAUGUCAGAUGUCAAAAUUAUUAUACGUGUUUUUCGCACGUGUUACAUAUUACUGUUCAAAACUUGAAAUACGAUUCUCAAACAAAAUCUACAUACACGUGUAAUCAACGCUUCGUUAGAGUAAUUUCAUAUUUAUUACUGUUCAUGUACCGUGACAAAAAAUUAUGAAUUUUCAAUAUGUACGUUUGAUGUAAAUUAUACAUCACAUAAUGCAUUAAAGAUCUGAGAAACUAAAUACGUGAACUAUGUAAUAAAAUCACUAAUAUUGGAGUCUUUAAAAAAUUGCAAUCAUUUGGGUGGGAUAAAUGACUUGCGAUACUUGAUUAACAUAUUGAACUUUGUUACCUUUGUUACCUUCGUUGCCUUUUUACUUUGAUAAGAAUAUCAAUAAAUACCAAGGUUAUUACUCAUUUAUACGCAGUGCAUAAUAUUUUCUUCAAUUGUGAUUCUAUAAAGAGGGAUCAAUUAAUUAGUGGAGUGUUUAUUAUAUGCAAGUUGUUGCCUAUUAUCAUGAGUCAGUUGAAAAAGCAAUUCGCGGAAGUGAAAUUCCCAGUACCAUGGGGACAUGUUGCUGCAAAAGUCUAUGGUUCUCCAAAAGAGAAGAAAAUUUUGGUAGUACAUGGUAUUUUAGACAAUGCUGGAUCUUUUGACAGAUUAAUAGAACUACUUCCACAAGAGUACCAGUAUGUAAGCAUAGACUUACCAGGACAUGGAUUUUCUUCACCAUUUCCUUCUGGACUACCAUUGAAAUUUUUUGAUUAUGUUCAUACAAUUUUACUAGUUCUAAACACUUUAAAAUGGAGAACUUGUAUCUACUUAGCACAUAGUUUUGGUGCUCAUAUAGGAACAUAUUUCAGUGUAUUGUAUCCUGGUCGACUUGAAAGAAUUAUAGCUAUUGAUGGAUUUGUAUCUGAUGCAAUCGAUGAUAUUGUUUCUCGUGUUCAAGAUAUAUACAAUUUAAAUGCUUAUAGUAAUGUUGGACAUAAAUUGUACACUAAAGAAGAAGUAAUAUAUGCUUUACAGUAUAAAAGGAAAGACGUAUUAAAUACAGAAGCUGCAGAAGCUAUGUUUACACGUGCAGUUACUAAAGUUGGAGAUUUGUAUAAAUACAAUCGUGAUCCCAGAUUAAGAAUAAUAGUACGUCCGAUGUUAAACAUACAGAUGCAUGCGGAAUUCUGGAAGAAAUUCAGAACACCAAGCUUGCUUAUUGUGGCAAAUAGCUCGAGUACAAGAGAUUUACUGAAUAAAUACGCAAAACAAAUAGAAAGUGUAACAAAAGAUAAGAGCAUAUUUGAUAUAGUUUCUGUGGAAGGAACUCAUGAUGUACAUAAUAAUUAUCCUGAAAGAGUAGCACCACAUGUAUAUAAAAUUCUAAAGAAUGACACAAAGAGUAAAUUAUAAAUUUUUAUUUUUAUAAAAUAAUUUUUUGUACUACAUAAUACAUCAUUUAACAGUAAAUUUAGUUUAGUCAACAGCGAAAAUUAUAGUUUAUACCAUUACUUAUAUACAUGUAUGGAAUAGUAUUUAAACAUGUAAAACAAAUGUACAUUUCAAGUGGAUUGCAAUUAUACAAAAUUGAACACUUUA
This is a messenger RNA of Megalopta genalis, 1837 nucleotides long. RefSeq names its product serine hydrolase-like protein. Gene Ontology annotation, cellular component: membrane. Lineage: Eukaryota; Metazoa; Arthropoda; Insecta; Hymenoptera; Halictidae. The record is from RefSeq and is a predicted model, not a curated record.